Alternaria alternata is the source of this 1290-nucleotide messenger RNA. RefSeq lists its product as hypothetical. The transcript is spliced from 2 exons. NCBI's taxonomy places the organism in Eukaryota, Fungi, Ascomycota, Dothideomycetes, Pleosporales, Pleosporaceae. Gene Ontology annotation, cellular component: transcription factor TFIIH holo complex. Bases 1 to 873 code for a protein of 290 amino acids. The record is from RefSeq and is a predicted model, not a curated record.
AUGCCUGAGAUUCCUACCCCGCCAGCGUCAUCCGUGGCGCCUUCUCAGCACGCGUCACCUCUUCCACAACCACGCAAACACCCACUGAAGCCUGGCGGGCCAAGAGAAUCUGACUUGAUACGAUACCUCGACCAUGGCGUCAACAGAAUCCAGAAGCGAGUAGACAAUCGCAUGACGAACCGCAAACUCAAGCCUGUACCGGGCGAGGAGGAGGGAUACAAAGCGUUUUGGGAGGUCGCGAAAGAUCUCGACGGCCUAGUAGAUGUUGUCUGGGUAUCUGGGUCACCCAAUCUCCAAAUUCCCUACCUACUGAACUUCGCCGUCCUCACCGCCGACUUCCUCCCUCUCUUCGGGUCCUCAACGCGUUCUGCCCAGGCUACCUUCCGCCUACUUUCGAAGCUCGACUACGCCUUCUCCUCCCUACUCACUGGCCACGACACUGCGUCUGGCGAAUAUCUGCCUGGCUUUGAGAAUGGCCGCACAAUCACUACAACAGACAAAGUUCGCUUGAAGGGUGUUGUAGAUCGGACUCGGCUCACCGUCACACGAGUCAUGAGCGGGGACAGUGUAGUCGGCGACGAGGAUGACGUUGGUGAGGCCAUAGAUACUGAUACCGAAGGAGAGGGAGAGACAGGUGGACGUCAAGACACCGUGACAUUUGAAGGUUUUGAAGAUAAUGACGACGAUGAGGAAGACGACGAAUGGGAAGAGCGUGGUGUUGCGAGCGUGUAUGAGAAGACAAUAGGCGAGCUAGGUGAUGUCCUAGGCGGCCCACCGAUUGGUAUCAUCACUGAUGAUUGGGGCGUCAAUGGCACUGAACAGCAAGGAAGUGGUGGUGGCUUCGUCGAGUCUGGGGGUGAGAUAGAGCUGUGAGCUCCUACAAAUGCAUUGCAAGGAGAUUGCACUAUUCAAUGCGAUUUCAUUUCGUAGGUAUCCCUUUCUGCUGUUAUACAUCAUCAUGAAGUCUGCUCCCGGUGUUCUCAUUAUGUUUCUCGUCGUUGAGUCGGCCUACCCGAAGAUCGUGGACUCUCUCCUUUUCUCGCCUGAUCUCCAGUGGCGAUGGAGAGCGAGAUGCUCUUUUGUAGAACAUCUGAGGCCGCGGCUGAAUGGGACACCGGAGCACGGGAAUCUUGGCUGCGGUGAGGACGCGUGGAAAGAGCACUGGAGGGCGCCUACCCAAAAUGGAAACCCAUGAUAUAAGUCACGCGACAACAACAGCGCUCGGUCACCACAACGACUACCCCGAACCCCGCCAUAUUCGACGCACUCUAGACGGCAUCAGCGCACUCA